Messenger RNA from Volvox carteri f. nagariensis, 951 nucleotides. RefSeq lists its product as uncharacterized. The record is from RefSeq and is a predicted model, not a curated record. The coding region runs from base 1 to 951 and encodes 316 amino acids. NCBI's taxonomy places the organism in Eukaryota, Viridiplantae, Chlorophyta, Chlorophyceae, Chlamydomonadales, Volvocaceae. The transcript is spliced from 9 exons.
AUGGCUUUCACGCAGCUCGUUCCCGGUGUCAAGCCACAAUCUCAGCUGGCAACAGCAAAGCCUAUUGGCAACAGUAUCAACAAUCCUCGUACGCCGUGUGCCGCGCCUUGGCUUCUGCGUCGCUGUGCCGUCGUGCGACGCUUCAAGGAAAAUGACGACUUGGAGGCGGAUAUCCAGAAGCGAAAGGAGCGGGAGCAAGUGAUCCGCAAGCAGGAAGAACUCAUCCAGCAGGCGGCCGAGAAUGCGGGCAAGGCCGCCGGGUCUGCUAAGGAUGAGCUGAAGAGGGACGUCACGCGGGCUGUGGAGACUGUGGAGAGGAGCAGCGCGGGCAAGGGCUACUCGGCGGCCGCGGUAAAGGUUCCUCUAUGGAUGCCCGCCUUCACUCGCCGCCGGGAGAUUUUCGUGGGCCGCAUCGCAAUGGUGGGUUUCUUCGCUACGUGCGUGUUGGAGAUCCUAACCGCCAACCACCUGGGUCCUAUCCGUCAGGUUCAGAUGUGGACCGGCAUGGACACGGCCACCAUCACUGCCAUGCUGAUGGGCAUCGUCAUCUACAACGCGCUGGGAGGACUGGGCCCCUGGUCGCCUACCUUCUCCCCGGAGAAUCUACGGGAUGUUGCCCGCCGACCCACGGGUCCUCCGAGUGUGUUGGUCAACCCGCUCAACCUGGGGAAGCUGCUGGGCAUCUCUGGCUGGGGAUUCACAAAACGAAACGAGUUGUUCCAUGGCCGACUGGCCAUGCUAGGCUUUGCGGCCGCAGUGGUGGGUGAGCUGAAGACCGGCAGAGGCGCUCUGAGCCAGCUUGCGGGAUAUCUGGGCAUUAUACCUGAUGACACGUACUACAGCGCCGUGAUGAAUGGCUUCAUCGUGUUCGCAGCGCUCAUGCUGGGGAUGUCCAUUCUGUUCCCAAGCCGACUGCAGGGAGCAGCGCCUUCAGAGGACGACAUCUUCUGA